Toxorhynchites rutilus septentrionalis is the source of this 2886-nucleotide messenger RNA. RefSeq lists its product as uncharacterized. The record is from RefSeq and is a predicted model, not a curated record. Bases 1 to 2886 code for a protein of 961 amino acids. Gene Ontology annotation, molecular function: nucleic acid binding. NCBI's taxonomy places the organism in Eukaryota, Metazoa, Arthropoda, Insecta, Diptera, Culicidae. The transcript has a single exon. Gene Ontology annotation, biological process: DNA integration.
AUGUAUCGUCAGAUAUCGAUUCACCCCGACGAUAGACACCUCCAACGCAUAGUUUGGCAACAAGAAACAGAUCCUGAUCCUCGUUCCUACGAACUUAGCACCGUAACAUACGGCACAGCAAGCGCUCCGUAUCUUGCAACUCGUUGCUUACAGCAACUUUCAUUUGACUACUCGAAACAUGAAAAUGAUUAUGCAUCCAGAAUAGCAACAGAUUUUUACGUAGAUGAUUUUCUCAGUGGCGUCGAUACAGUUCCAGAGGCCAUUCAGCUACGCCACGAAGUUCAACGAAUUCUCUGCUCAGCUGGAUUUCAACUUAGGAAAUGGGCAUCGAACUCAUCUGAACUGAUGUCCCAUAUUCCCGAUUAUUUGAAGGACAACAGAUCGAUUCUAGAAAUAGACAACGGUACCAGUAAUUCCAUUAGCACAUUGGGACUACUGUGGCAUCCCGAAUCAGAUACCUUUCACUUCAAGGUUCCGGAAGUGUUCAAUGAUCGCACAAUUACUAAGCGAGUUGUUGUGUCAGAAAUGGCAAAAUUGUUCGACCCGUUGGGUUUUCUCGGGCCAGUAAUUAUUACUGCCAAAAUGUUUGUACAACGUUUAUGGCAAGCAAAUGUUUCUUGGGACGAUAUAUUAUCUGCAGAUUUGGCCGAAUUCUGGAUUGGUUACAGGAGUAAUUUGGCAGCUCUCUCCUUCAUAGUGAUUCCCCGUUUAAUAAAGGCACAUAGAGCAGGUAAUCAACUUCAAAUACAUGGGUUUUGCGACGCCUCAAAGGAUGCUUACGGUGCCUGUAUAUACAUCCGGAGCAUCGGAGAAGAUGGUACAGUAAUAGUUCGUCUACUCACUGCAAAAUCACGUGUAGCUCCCAUAAAAUCAAUAUCUAUACCCCGACUGGAGCUUUGUUCUGCUGUAUUACUCAGCAAUCUAUAUCGUAAGGUAGCUGAGAGCCUAAGUAUUAUCACUAAACCACAAUUCUGGUCUGAUUCCAUGAUAACUCUUCAUUGGAUCGCUAAUUCUCCAUCGAAGUACCAGACCUUCGUAGCCAAUCGAAUCGCAGAAGUACAAAGGUUAACGGAAGGAAGCGUAUGGAAGCAUGUGGCUGGUAGUGAGAACCCCGCUGACCUAAUCUCUCGCGGUGCAACUCCCAGUGAACUAGCUAAUUCUGCAUUGUGGUGGAAAGGUCCGCCUUGGUUGUCGUACGAUUCAUCACUUUGGAAUAAUAACUCCACCCAGUUUGAUCCAACACAUGUAGCCUCCGAAGUCCUCGAAGAAAAAUCAAUUAUGAAGCUUGCGGCGGUUGCGCGUCAAAAUGAUACCCCAGAUGAACCUUCUUUCAUCGAACGCUUCUCGUCAUUUUCGAAACUUCUCCGAAUUGCCGCUUAUUGUCGACGUUUUAUACAGAGAUGCCGAUUGAAAAGACGUGGAAUUCCAGUCGAUAGUCCUUCAUACCUAACUGCCGAAGAACUUCGUAAUGCGUUACUCGGCUUGAUUACAGUAGUACAAAGUGAAACCUUCAAGCACGAGAUUACACUCGUCCGUAAAAACCAACUAAAUAAUUUAAAUAAAUCUCCAAUACGAUCGUUAAAUCCCUUCAUCCAAGAUGGAAUACUUCGGGUUGGUGGCCGGCUGAGCCACUCUACGUAUUGCUUUGAACGAAAACAUCCUGUAAUACUACCAGCAUCUCAUCAUUUCACUACACUUCUCAUCGAAUCAGUUCAUAGGAAACUCCUCCAUGCUGGACCUCGACUUAUGAUCGCUCACAUCCCUGAACGCUUCUGGCCACUCAACCUCCGUAACAUGGUACGGAAACACGUCCGCAACUGCAUCCGAUGCUUCAAGGUCCAUCCUCGCUCCGAAAGUCAGUUGAUGGGUCAAUUGACUACCGUCCGCAUUACUCCGGCCAGAGCAUUUUUAAACACCGGAGUUGACUUCUGCGGUCCUCUGCAACUGAAGGUCUCCGUGAGAAGCAAAUCAGCGUCGCCAAUCAAAGGCUAUGUAGCCGUUUUCGUGUGCAUGGCAACAAAGGCGGUUCAUUUGGAAUUAGCAAGUGAUCUCACAUCAGAAAGCUUCAUCGCUGCCUUGAAGCGUUUCGUCGCACGACGUGGGUUGCCUGUAAAUAUUUAUUGCGAUAAUGGUACCAAUUUUACAGGAGCCGAAAGGGAACUGCGAACGCUAUUGAAGCAAUUCAAACAGCAACAACAGUUAACAGCAUUCUGCGCAGAAACAACCAUUGACUUCCACUUCAUACCAGCACGAUCUCCAACAUUCGGCGGCUUAUGGGAAGCGGCAGUGAGGUCGCUGAAACAUCACCUGCGUAGAGUCGUCGUCCUCGAGAUCAUCACAGCUGAAGCCAUGCAGACAGUGCUCUGUCAGAUCGAAAGUUGCCUGAAUUCUCGUCCGUUGACAGCACUCUCCGAAGACCCUAAUGAUCUGGAAGCACUCACCCCGGGACAUUUUUUGGUUGGAUCGGCGCUCCAAUCAAUCCCGGAACCCGACCUUGCCGAAAUUCCCGCCAAUCGACUGUCGAUAUGGCAAGCCAUGCAGCGCAAGACUCAAGACUUUUGGAAGUUGUGGUCCAAGGAUUAUCUGCACCAGCUUCAACAACGCACAAAACAUUUCUUCAAGCGUCCCAACAUCCUGGUUGGAAUGCUGGUGCUGAUCAAGGAGGACAACCUGCCGCCGCUGAAGUGGAGUGUAGCUCGCAUCACCGCCGUACAUCCUAGUACCGACGGCCUGGUACGUGUUGUAACUGUCCGAGUGCCAUCCGGUGCAAUCUACGAUCGCCCUGUGGUUAAGGUCUGCAUCCUCCCGAUCGACGUGUCAUCCACGGGACCAUCCGGAAUAGAACCAAGAUCACCAGCAACAGCCGAGCAUCCUGAGACUCCUUGA